Messenger RNA from Miscanthus lutarioriparius, 561 nucleotides. The record is from the annotation of a GenBank genome assembly. NCBI's taxonomy places the organism in Eukaryota, Viridiplantae, Streptophyta, Magnoliopsida, Poales, Poaceae.
AUGAGGAUGUGCAAGGCCCCUGAGCUGCUGAAGAAGGCGGCAACUGUGUUCAAGAGCAAGACUGACACCCUAAUAACAAAGCUCUUCGUCCUAGCCUCGCUCCGCUUCAAGAUGGCAACGGUCCGGACGAUCUCUCGCAGGAUAGAUGCGCUGAUGUCAUCAGACAGGGAGAAUCAGACCAGGUUGGAGUAUGGUGACAGGGCGCUUGUCUUGCGCAAGGUGGCAGCGGGCAUCCAAGAGCCAGCUACUACUGAUCAUGAACAAGAUGGUGUGAUUGAUCUCUCUGAGGUGGCGAUGUUUGUAGAAGAUGAUCACGAUCACUACCCUGACUGGACACACUCCUUGUUCAAUGACGAAUAUUAUAACGAUGAUGAUGAAGAAGAAGAAGGCUACCAUGAUGAUCAUGGUACUCUUGAUGCACUCGACGAGCGAUCCAUCAUGGAUAUCAUCAAGAGCAACCGGGAGGUGGAAGGCUUAGAGUUUAACAUGGAUGAUGCGAUUGACCAGGCUUGUGACAUGUUCAUAAAGAGGUUUCGGAAGAGGAUGAACAGGAGCUUCUAG